Messenger RNA from Rotaria sp. Silwood2, 858 nucleotides. Lineage: Eukaryota; Metazoa; Rotifera; Eurotatoria; Philodinida; Philodinidae. The record is from the annotation of a GenBank genome assembly.
AUGGAUGGUCAGGAUAUACAUCGCUAUCAACCUGGUCGUGGUUUGCCAACUUAUUUACUAUCACGCAACUACGCCGACUCAAGUACAGACAACGGUGGAGCAUCACGAAUUCGCGCAGCGUCGCGUUGUUCAAUGACGGCCGACGAAGACAGCGAGUUUUCAUCCAUCUCACAUGUUCCACGGACCUUUUCUUACAUGAGCACGUCCUCAAGUUUCACGUGGUCUGAUAAAACUUCUAUUUCUAUGCCACCAAGCACAUUCCAGUAUGAAAGAAGUAGUGCUAGUCGUUCAACUGAUGAUGAGACCCGAACGAUUCAAGGUGAAACAUUUUCAAUGCAGAUGGAGUAUCCACCUAUCAUUAGUGCUAGUAGUUCUUUCGGUGAAGCUAGUAGUACCACAGCAGAAACAAAAUUGUCGAGUGUUGCUUUAGUCAGUGGCCUCCUAAUUGAGAAACUAGCUAAUACACUUGUGCCAGGUCAAGGUCAGCAAUUAAUUGAAAUAGCUCAACUUCAAUCACAAACUAGAGAAGAACAACAAUUACAGCUUUCCAUAACUAACGAAAUGGUUCAAAGUCUAAAAAAAGUGUACGAUAUUUAUGUUAAACAGGAUAUACCUUUCAUUGAUCAAGUUCGAAUUCUUUCAUUACUUCCUCGUCCAUGGAAAUGCGAAAAGGUAAUGAGUAUUGUUGGGUGUACUCGACAUGCUGUUAAAGCAGCUCAUCAAAUGUAUGACGACGAAGAGUACAUACUCAAUAGAGAUCAGAAGUCGACCGUUCGACAUCGCGCUGAUCCUGAAGAGAUUAAACACUUUAAAAGUUGGCUUGUAGAGAGUGAUGCACUGGUCUCUGGUAGAGUAUAG